Fusarium musae is the source of this 1293-nucleotide messenger RNA. It is a transcript of the gene KGD2, whose product is annotated as 2-oxoglutarate dehydrogenase complex E2 component. Gene Ontology annotation, molecular function: dihydrolipoyllysine-residue succinyltransferase activity. The transcript has 4 exons. Gene Ontology annotation, biological process: tricarboxylic acid cycle. Gene Ontology annotation, cellular component: oxoglutarate dehydrogenase complex. Bases 1 to 1293 code for a protein of 430 amino acids. The record is from RefSeq and is a predicted model, not a curated record. NCBI's taxonomy places the organism in Eukaryota, Fungi, Ascomycota, Sordariomycetes, Hypocreales, Nectriaceae.
AUGCUCUCAAGAAGUAUAGCCACCGCCGCCCGCAUGGUGCCCGCCACCAGGGCGCUGAGGCCCCGUUCGCACCCUCUCGUCAUGCUUCCCUCCAUGAUGCAGACCGUUCGCACCUACGCCGAUUCCGUCAUCAAGGUUCCUCAGAUGGCUGAGUCCAUUUCCGAGGGUACUCUCAAGCAGUUUUCCAAGAGCAUUGGCGAUUAUGUCGAGCAGGAUGAGGAGAUCGCUACCAUCGAGACCGACAAGAUUGACGUUGCUGUCAACGCCACCGAGUCUGGCACCAUCAAGGAGUUCCUCGUUGCCGAGGAGGAUACAGUUACUGUCGGACAAGACCUUGUUCGAAUUGAGCUUGGAGGCGCGCCAUCCGGUGACAAGAAGGAGGCCCCCAAGGAAGAGUCCAAGGAGCAGCCCCAGAAGUCCGAGUCUGAAUCAAAAUCCGAAUCAAAACCUGAGCCCAAGCAGGAAUCCGCUCCUGAGCCUAAGAAGGAGUCUGCUCCUGCUCCCAGCAAGCCCGAACCUCCCCGACAGGCCGAGAAGAAGGACUCCAAGCCACAGUCUGCCGCUUCCAGCGGUCCCUCUAUGGGUAACCGAGAAGAGCGCCGUGUCAAGAUGAACCGUAUGCGCCUUCGAAUUGCCGAGCGUCUCAAGCAGUCCCAAAACACGGCUGCUUCCCUGACCACUUUCAACGAGGUCGACAUGUCCAACAUCAUGGAGUUCCGCAAGCUUUACAAGGAGGACGUUCUUAAGAAGACUGGCGUCAAGCUUGGUUUCAUGAGUGCUUUCUCUCGAGCCUGCGUUCUUGCUAUGCGCGAUCUCCCCGCCGUCAACGCCUCCAUUGAGGGACCCAACGGCGGUGACACCAUCGUCUACCGCGACUACGUCGAUAUCAGCGUGGCUGUCGCCACCGAGAAGGGCCUCGUUACCCCUGUCGUCCGAAAUGUCGAAUCUAUGGACAUGAUUGGCAUUGAGCAAUCGAUUGCCGACAUGGGCAAGAAGGCUCGUGACAACAAGCUUACUAUCGAGGAUAUGGCUGGAGGCACCUUUACCAUCAGCAAUGGCGGUGUUUUCGGGUCUCUCAUGGGCACUCCCAUCAUCAACCUCCCCCAGAGUGCUGUUCUUGGCCUCCACGCUAUCAAGGAGCGCCCCGUUGCUGUUAACGGCAAGAUCGAGAUUCGACCCAUGAUGUAUCUUGCUCUCACUUACGAUCACCGUCUGCUGGACGGCCGGGAGGCUGUGCAAUUCCUUGUCAAGGUGAAGGAGUACAUUGAGGAUCCCCGAAGGAUGCUCCUGUAA